Messenger RNA from Nannizzia gypsea CBS 118893, 315 nucleotides. RefSeq lists its product as hypothetical. The coding region runs from base 1 to 315 and encodes 104 amino acids. Lineage: Eukaryota; Fungi; Ascomycota; Eurotiomycetes; Onygenales; Arthrodermataceae. The record is from RefSeq and is a predicted model, not a curated record. The transcript is spliced from 4 exons.
AUGGCGUAUCAGAUCAACGGUAUCUCGCUAGGGUCAAGGAAAGAUAUCGUUUCUUCUUCGCGAGGAAAGCCGGAGAUCUCCCGAAUGUACCACACCUCGUUAUUUGCAUACAAUAUACGAUGUAUAGUACAAGGUAAACCACCAACCAGACUCAAUGUGUUUGAAAGGCACGGCCGAGAGAGGAGGAGGAGGAAAGAAAAAGAAGAAGAGAAGAUGCCGUCCAUCUUAGCAUUUCUAGAAAAACGGGAGGAAAUCCGUGACGUUUGGGGGUUAGAGGGAACAUCGCAACUUCAUGACUUUUAUGUCAUUCAUUAA